GAAGCCUGUGCUGUCUUUGCGGAACUGAUGAAGAGAGUAAAUAAAAGACCACUGACAACUUGCUCUUCUUCUCAACAAGAAGGAAGGAUUUGAAAGCUGCGAAAAUGACAAACGUGUACUCUUUCGACGGCAUUCUUGUAUUUGGGCUUCUUUUCAUUUGCACGUGUGCAUACCUGAAGAAGGUCCCUCGUCUGAACAGCUGGCUCUUGUCUGAGAAGAAGGGUGUCUGGGGAGUCUUUUACAAAGCUGCAGUAAUAGGCACACGGCUCCACAUUGCUGUGGCGGCGUCCUGUAUGUGUAUGGCAUUUUACCUGAUUUUUCUGAAGUGACCCGGAUGAAUCGCUCUCUCUGGACACUGGACUCUGAACGCCUGUAGAAAUGCAGUGCUGGCGAGUAUCGCUGGAGGAGAUGCACAGAGAGCCGACUCCACCUGCGGUUUAACACCGAUUUAAGACCUGCUUUACAUUUCUGUAAAUGUUUAACUUAAGAUUAGAUUUCGGGUGAAUUCGGUCUUAGAUCAGGGUUAAACUGUAAUACCUGCCGAAAAUGAAGAACUUAUUAUGGAUUCAAACUUCUUUUGCUUGGGCUUAGAGGGGUAAAGUAAAGGCAGAAACAAUGUUAUCUUGUACAAUUUUUGAAUACAAGUUUUUUUUUUUUUUUUUUACAAAAAUGUCAUUUAUUGAGAGCUGUUUUAGGUUUAGGUGUCAUGAAUGGCUUAUGUCAUUAUUCAAAUUACCCCAAAUGUUUAUAAUAAACAUAAGACCUAUUGUUUGCAGCAUGGGACAAAUUAUGAAAAAUGUUCCAUAGACUUCAUGGAAACCUUCCCAUUCAAAUAGGCAAACUAGUAAUGC
Sinocyclocheilus grahami is the source of this 851-nucleotide messenger RNA. RefSeq names its product protein kish-B. The record is from RefSeq and is a predicted model, not a curated record. Lineage: Eukaryota; Metazoa; Chordata; Actinopteri; Cypriniformes; Cyprinidae. The coding region runs from base 105 to 329 and encodes 74 amino acids. The transcript has 3 exons.